CUCGCUGUUCGCGUUGCUGUUGCCGUCGUUGCUGCCGUCGCUCUCAGCUCAGUUCGGCAUGAGAAAUUCAGUCUGUUGGCGCAACUGAAACGCGAAGGUUGUCGGUGUGUCGAGUGAGUCGAGUCGUCUCUCGGUUUGCCGCUGGCGAGUUCUCAGUAAAAGCGAAAUAUAAUAAAAAAAAAAGAAUAACAAACACAAAAUCUAAAUACGAGUACCUUUUGCCCAAAUAACGCGUUCUUUGGCCAGCGAAGUCUAGGCAACAACAACAUCAACAACAACAACAACAUCACCCAGAAGUAUUAUAGACGCCAAAGCAAAGCAAACCAAAACCCAACCGAGAAACUGAAGCCACAGGCAAAUGCAAAUUCACAAGAAUUAAAAAAGAGAGAAAGAGACGAGCACCAGGAAUAGGAAUAGGAAAAGAGCAUAGAGUAGCUGUUGCUACGUUGUCCAGAUACAAUACCUAGAUAAGUUCUCCAACACAUUUCCGCACUCGGCACAGUGGGACGAAACUGGCACUCAUCUUGCAGUCAGAGACAGACACAAGAUGCCAAGCAUUUAGCCAUAACAUAUACGUACAUAAGAAAAUAAACAAAGUACCGCUUAGAAAGAGAUCAUGUCCACAGCAAUUCCUAUUCCAAUUUCAAUUCUGAUUCCAUAAGCAAAAACAAAAAAUAAAGUGCUGCACGGCAACAAUAUUUUGAGAGUGUUGCAACGUAUUUGUGGCACAUUGUGCAAUCGCAAAAUACAUUCUAAUAAAUAGGCAGACAGUCAGAACUUGCCACAAAAAUAAAUAAGAAGCGGCAACAACCAGCUGAGGUGUUUGUCUAAAUCGCCCAGACUCGACUUCCACAUCCAGUUGAGGAAAAUCCACCUCAACACUCUCUCUCCACUCUCUUCUCUUCGGCACGUGUGAUCGUAGGUCGUGGCCAAGGUGUUCAAAGGCAACAACAACUGCAAUCGCAGCCGCAACGAGGUGUACACAUUCGGCACUAUGGAGGGCGGUUACGUAAACGAAGGCGGUCAACUGAAGACGAAGAAUGGCCAGAAGUAUAUUUUCAACAAUGGUCCACCUUCGGGUGUUUAUGUCUCUAGAGCCUGCCUGAUUAUAUCGGCUUUCAUAAUGGUGGCAGCUCUGAUAUCCUCGGUGCUUAUCACAUACUUCCUGACCUCACAGGGCUUACCAAUUACGGAGCCCCCACCCAGUGCCCAAGCACAAUCCAAGGAUCAUCCAGAACAUCAAACUGAUUCACGCGCAAAUGCAACGCCCUUGGUAAGUGCCAAAUUCGAUAUACCCGAUUGGCUCAAGACAAAGAAGGAAGCGACCACAUCCUCGCCAGAGUUGCCACCUGUGAUUGUCCAGAAUGAGGACAAAUUGACAGCUCCACCGGUUGGGGAUAUACCCGUAAUUGAGGAGACACUGGACACGAGCAUUAAGUCCACUGACCGUCUGCUCCAACUAUACGAGGGUUGGCGUCCUCUGCACUACAGGAUUGUCAUUGAGCCAAAUGUCGAAUCAUCAGCCAGCAAUGGCAGCCUGGUCAUUGAAAUAGCACGUGACCCCAAGGUGACUAGCUGGGAGCCCAUUGUGCUGGAUGUCUACAACGUGAGCAUCUCCAAUGUGCGUGUCAUCCGAUCUCCAGCGGAGUCCAAUGCCACCGAGGAAGUCGAGCUGGACUUUGACAGUGAUUAUGGUGAUAAUAAUGCCACAUUUGUCAUCAAACUGGCCAAGGAGUUGUCAACCGAAUCCAAUCUGCGUUUGAUGCUGAGUCUGGACUUUGUGAGCCAGGUGACGGAUACUCUACAGGGUAUCUACAAGACGAGUUAUGUAAAUCCCGGUAACAAGCAGUUGCAAUGGGUUAUCAGCACUCAGUUCUCUCCGAUUGAUGCUCGUCGUGCUUUUCCCUGCUUCGAUCGUCCAGAUAUGAAGGCCAACUUUACCUUGAGCAUUAUUCGUGACAUUAAAACAUCGAUGGCAUUGUCCAAUAUGCCCAUCUCCCACAGCAGUUCCCAUCGACCUGGUUACAUUCGCGAUGACUUUAUGACCACGCCCAAGAUGCCAACCUAUCUGUUGGCCUUCAUUGUCUCCAACAUGGUCGACUCGCGCUUUGCGCUUCUGGAUGGCGACAUUGUGCCGCGCGUGGAGAUCUGGACACGUCCGACAUUUGUGGACAUGACGCACUAUGCAUACAAAAUGGUCCGUCAGUUCCUGCCUUAUUAUGAGGAAUACUUUGGCAUCAAGAAUAAGCUGCCCAAGAUUGAUCUCGUCUCAGUGCCUGAUUUUGGCUUUGGUGCCAUGGAGAAUUGGGGCUUGAUUACCUUCCGUGACUCGGCGCUGUUGGUGCCGGAGGAUCAGGAGCUGGCCUCUUCGUCGGAGCAUAUGCAGUAUGUGGCACAGAUAAUAGCGCAUGAGUUGGCCCACAAUUGGUUUGGCAAUCUGGUGACGCCCAAGUGGUGGGAUGAUCUCUGGCUGAAGGAGGGAUUCGCCUGUUACAUGAGCUACAAGGCGCUGAACCAAGUGCAUCCCGAGUUCCAGAUCAUGGACACCUUCACAGUGCUAGAAUUCAAAGAGUCCAUGCAACACGAUGCGGCAAACACUUCUCAUGCCAUCUCCUUCGAUGUGAAGACCUCAAACGAUGUGCGUCGUAUCUUUGAUCCCAUUAGCUACUCCAAGGGCACCAUUCUCCUGCGCAUGCUCAACUCCAUUGUUGGGGAUGAGGCGUUCCGUUCGGCGACUCAGGAUCUGCUCCAGUCCUUCUCCUAUGAGAACAUGAAUCGCAAUGAUCUCUGGGCCUUCCUCACUCGCCAUGGUCAUGAAAAGGGCACACUGUCCAAGGAUCUCAAUGUCAAGCAGAUAAUGGACUCGUGGAUUGCGCAACCUGGCUAUCCGGUGGUGCAUGUGGAGCGUGCAGGUGCGGAUUUGGUGCUGAGGCAGGAACGAUAUCUUCUGCCUGCUCGGAAUCCCUUGGAUCACAGCCGCUGGUUCAUUCCCAUCACCUAUGAGACGGAUGAGUUGCACAAGGGCGACAAUAUACCCACGCAUUGGAUGACCCAGGAUCUGGAUCAGCUUGUGAUCAAGGAUGUGUUCACCAAGAAGAUCAACAACGAUAAUGUGGUCUACUUAAAUUUGAACAGAGAAAGCUACUAUCGUGUGAAUUAUGACAUGGCUUCAUGGUUGGCCCUGAAGAAGAAAUUUAGCACCUUGCCCAGAAUCACACGUGCCCAGCUGCUGGAUGAUGCACUGCAUCUGUCACAGGCCGAGUAUUUGCCCUACGAUAUACCUUUGACCUUCCUUAUGGAGUUGUUCACCUCAGUUGAUGAUGAGUUGCUGUGGAGUGCCGCCAAGCCGGGUCUCAACUAUCUGAUCUACAAUCUGAAACGCGAGCCAGCCUAUGAGACUUUCAGGGCCUUCAUGAAGUUCAUUGUGCGUCCCGCCUUUGAUCAUUAUGGCCUAAAUGAGCCCGACAACGAGUCGCAUUUGCAGCUCAAACAUCGCGCUUUGGUAGCCAACUUUGCGUGCAAAUUCAACUACGAUCGCUGCACUCAAGUGGCCCAAAUGAAAUUCCGCGAAUGGAUGCGUGAUGCCAAAAAGAAUCCCAUUAAGCCGAAUUUGAAAUCUGUCAUUUAUUGCACGGCAUUAGCGGAGGGUUCCUAUCAGGAAUGGUACUUUGCCUAUAAGCAAUACAAACGCACAAACAGCGCCUCGGAAAAGGAGGAGAUUCUCACUUCUCUCGGCUGCACCACAAAGCCCUGGCUCUUGUCAAAGUACCUCAAUUUGACAAUCAACUCCACGUCGGGCAUCUUGAAACAGGAUGGCGCCUUGGCUUUCCGCGCUGUGGCCUCCAAUGCCAUUGGCUAUGAGAUGGCCUUUGAUUUCCUGCAGUCCAACAUCAAGGAAAUAGCUGAUUACUAUGGCGAUGGCUUCUCAACGAUAUCGGAAAUGAUCAAGUCCCUGACCAUCUAUAUGAACAAGGACUAUCAUAAGCAGCAGUUGCAGGCUUUGGCUGCCAAUUGCCGUAAACUUGGUCUAAAGGCCGUCGAAAUGGCCAUUGGCAUGGCAAUGGAGCAGGUCAAUGAUAACAUUUACUGGCGCACUCACUCCUAUGAUAGCCUGAAGGGAUUCCUCGAGGGCAUUGUCAGCGAGUUUCAGAUCAACAUCUUUUAAGCAUCAUUUAUCAAGUUAUGAAGCCUUUCAACCAAAAAUGCGACUUUAUUAUUAUUCAACAGCCUCAAUAUAAUUUUAAAAACGAAUUAUUUGCGAAAAGUGAUAUAAACGUGUAAGUUAGCCAACUUAGUUAAGGUACAGCAACGGAAACAGAAAAGAUAUAAAAGCAUACUUAUUACUUUAUUUUUUGCAAGUGUAUUGUAUAUUUAUUUAUUUAUAAGUCAGGCUUCGUUUGCUUCAUGUAUUGUAAUUUAUUUUAAUUUGUCGUUACGUUCCUAUGUUUGAAAUAUUGCGAUCACAACAAAUGCUAAAGCUAAUAGUAUGAUCAUUUAACUAUAGGUCUUCAUUUAAAAUAAUAAUAAUUUUUUCAUUAUCCCCUCAAUCCCUUGCCAAAAGAAAAAAACAUUGUUUUUAGCACACUUUCGAAUGCUGCUUGGGUAAAAUCUAAACACUUAUAAACUAAUUAUCAGAUACUAUAUUCAUGUUAUGAGAAAAGAUCACUAGGAACUUAACUACUAAGCCAUUUAGCACUAAGAAAACCAAAAACCAAUAUAUUUUAAACUGGUAUUAAUCCAAAUGAAGCCAAGAGCACAGAGAUCUAAAUAAAUGUGGAUUGCAGCCUCACGUAGGGGGAAAAUGAGUGUCCUUAACGCAUGGUCUAAAACAAAGAAUAUAUGCAAAAACCUAUAUACCUAUAUAAAUUAUAAAUAAACAAGUUAUUUUGUAAUGCCUAACACUAAAGUUAAAUAUUCGCUUAGUGCACAACCAUGUAAAUAAGUUUUAAGGCAACUUAAUCUACAACACAAAUAAACGAUGUAAUUGCAUACAUUUUAA
Molecule: messenger RNA, 4999 nt
Organism: Drosophila innubila
Lineage: Eukaryota; Metazoa; Arthropoda; Insecta; Diptera; Drosophilidae
Product: aminopeptidase N
Exons: 13
Coding region: 995-4165 (1056 amino acids)
Biological process (GO): proteolysis; peptide catabolic process
Cellular component (GO): cytoplasm
Molecular function (GO): metalloaminopeptidase activity; peptide binding; zinc ion binding
Source: RefSeq, a predicted model, not a curated record